Messenger RNA from Schizosaccharomyces japonicus yFS275, 1677 nucleotides. RefSeq names its product argonaute binding protein 1. Bases 31 to 1386 code for a protein of 451 amino acids. Gene Ontology annotation, molecular function: ribonuclease inhibitor activity; endoribonuclease inhibitor activity. NCBI's taxonomy places the organism in Eukaryota, Fungi, Ascomycota, Schizosaccharomycetes, Schizosaccharomycetales, Schizosaccharomycetaceae. The record is from RefSeq and is a predicted model, not a curated record. Gene Ontology annotation, cellular component: ARC complex; cytoplasm; nucleus. Gene Ontology annotation, biological process: regulatory ncRNA-mediated gene silencing; siRNA-mediated pericentric heterochromatin formation. The transcript has 5 exons.
GGUGCUGCGUGUGCGCCUGCAACUAUCCCGAUGGAACUGGAUGAGGCAGAACGUUUGGAGCAAAAGCGCAGAAAGCGCAGACAAAACGCGAAAAACAAAAGAAAGAGACGGAAGAAUGAAUUCUCUGGCUGGGAGGUCGACUUUGUCGAACCCGAACUGACUCCGGACGAGGUCAAGGAAAACACGGCACUCUACGACAGCAAGCUGCCACUCAUCGUUCGCAUGGAAAGAUUCAUUCAGCGCUAUCGUCUUCGGCGAAAAUGGAGCGACCCGGUGAGACUCCGACUGUUCAGCAUGUACCUGGCGUUCGGAGGAAUCGCGACUGGCCAGAAGCAGUUCACCGGUGGCAUUGACAUCGACAACGCCGAGGAUGCUGCGGAAAUUGCGACACAGUCGGCCGUCGACUUUAUUGACGAUGAGCGCAUGGAGAACGUCGAAGACGUUGAUUUUCUGUGGGUCGUCCGCACUUUCUUAUCAUCGUACUUGCAGCGGUGUGCCGGUAUAGUUGAAGAAGCCCAUUUGGCUCUGGCGGCACAGCUGAUCCGCAACUUUUUACGCAGUCUGCUGCACAAUAAUGUCGCUCCAGAGUUUGCGGACAACAUCCGCGAAGCCUGCGAGCUGUGUGUGCGUGCAGAAGUGGAGCUGGUGAGUUGCAAGCGGCUUUCCGUGGCACUUCCGGGUCGAUUGCAGAAUGCGCUCCGGGCAAUCUACACCGAGCGUGGGCUUUGGGACCCUCAGGAACGUGAGAGCUCCAUGUUCAAUUACUCUGGAUCCGCCGCAUCCGUCACAGAGUCAACCAUGACGGAUGCCGAAACCGUUGCUCCUUCUUCGUCUUUCACAGCUACGGAUUCCCCCACAAUUACCUCCACCUCAGAAACGGCGGCAGCCGUUCCUGAGGUGGAGAACAUGUGGGAGGAAGAUGUGAAUACGCCAGCAACGGAGCCGACAGCGAUGUCUUCGGCAACGGUUUCGCUACACGCGGACGCAGUCAGGCGCUUUACGACGGAGCAAGCAAUUGAGUACGUUACGAACGUUCUAGGUCCCACAGCCCUUGGAGGGAACAUUGUGGACUCUGAAGAUCUACUCGUUCGGUUGGAGUCGGUUCGGCCCUGGACGAAUAGGGUAGCGAUGCCAACUUCUGGACCUGGCGAAGUCCCAGAGCAGUUGGUAGAGGCGAGUCUUCGUGUGUCGGAUCCGCCAGGAAGCCUGUAUCCUCAGCAGACAAAGCGGACACAAUUUGUCGUUCUUUUCGAGAAUAGCCUUUUGACGAAUGUACGAAUUGGCACCUACCUCGAAGCCACAUUUAAAUUUUUGGACAAUGGACUCGUCAUACUCGAUAGCACAAUGUCUGUCAUGCCAACUUUCUACGAGGAGUAUGACGAUUAAGCGUUUGGUCUAACUAACACAACCUUCUUUUCGUGCUUGGCUCUCCAAUUCUAUUAUAUGUAUGCCCCCCCUCCUUAUCCCUCCACUUCUUGCUGUUCCCCCCCGCAUCCCACAUUGCCCACUCGCCAUCUGCAAGCCCCAUGUGCCCCCACCGUCCCCACAUCGUGCGGUCCACCCGUCAGCCGGACGCCUUCCAGUUCGGUCGAAGUGCUGUAAUUUCCCGUCCUCCCCAACAUGCAGCAAUCUGCGCAGUUGAUUACUGAAAACAAGGAAUUCAACGAGGACUUUCCU